Parastagonospora nodorum SN15 is the source of this 1260-nucleotide messenger RNA. RefSeq lists its product as hypothetical. The record is from RefSeq and is a predicted model, not a curated record. NCBI's taxonomy places the organism in Eukaryota, Fungi, Ascomycota, Dothideomycetes, Pleosporales, Phaeosphaeriaceae. Gene Ontology annotation, cellular component: membrane. Gene Ontology annotation, biological process: metal ion transport; transmembrane transport. Bases 1 to 1260 code for a protein of 419 amino acids. The transcript has 6 exons. Gene Ontology annotation, molecular function: metal ion transmembrane transporter activity.
AUGGACCCAAUGGACUUCUUAGCGACAAACUCGCUGUCAUUUUGGACGCGUUUUGAGAACUCGACAAAGUGUUUUGAGCUGGAUUCAAGCUUGACCGAAUCUGUGCAUAUUAUUGACACAAUUGCCGCUCAAAGACCACAGUCGACAACCGCGAUCUCAAAAACCCAGGAGUGCGCCAACUUCGGAGAGUUGAAGAGCUAUCUAAGCAACGGCAGCAACUUGAAUUACUCUUCCCGAUUAAUAUCGAUAAGUCAAAAGAACUCCUGGUCGAGAUUGCAAAUAACCAAGCCGAUGCUGAGAGAGCUUAUGGAGCAUCAUGAAGUGCAUCCGACUUUUCUUGAAGUACCGCUGAGCUUUUCAUACCGUGAUACCGACGAAGAACAAAGUUUCUGUGUACCUUGGACCGUGAGAGAAGACGAGAAUUCUAUCCAGGUGUUCUACACUUUUCGAUAUGCCGAAUACAAAGGCCAUCCGAACGAACCGUGGGUCAUUCGUCAAGCCGGCGUAUAUCAAAGGUUUGACAUACACAAGAAAUCGUCCUUGUACGUCCUGGUGAAUGCGUCUCCACAAUCUGCAGCAUACUGCAGGGCGUUGGAAUGUUUCUCGAAGUAUGAACACCAGAUGCAGCUUGAUCCUCUCUGGCUCCACGGUGUCAUUCAUGCAUCAUACUUCAUGUACUGGCGGGAGUAUAUCGCAGAGUACGAGAAGCGCUUACUUCCAAUCGCCGACAUGACGACUUCGACAAUGAUUAGUGAGCCGUUGCGAUUGCAGAUGGAAUCCCGUCUGGAUAAUGCGCGACGUUAUACACGGACGUUCAUCAGAACCGCACUUUUUCUCCAAGAACGAAGCAACAAUACUGCCACGCUUCUUGCUGACACUCUUGCUUUUCGAAACCAGGGUGUCGCGCAAGAGCAGAACGGAAGUAUGGUAGUACUGACGAGAUCAGCCGUUUUUAUUACGGUGAUCACGCUCAUCUAUCUCCCGUGGACACUUGUUACGGGCAUAUUUGGCAUGGAGUUCUUCGAGCUGGAUCUAAAGACGAAUCGUUUGAUCACAUCGCCGCAGAUAUGGAUCUACUUCGUGACGGCCAUGGUAACAACUAUGUUUACAGUAGUCCUGUACUACGGCAUGGCAGGUCUUCCGAAUCUUCGCAAGCUCGGGGCUGGUUUUUACGGUAAGUCAGAAGACGAAGAUUUGCCCCAGAGCAUUAGGAGAAGCUCCACCGAUGUUGAGAAAAGUCCACGGCUACUAGCUUCGUAA